AUGACGACCGUCUUAACCCCACCUUCGCAUCUCUAUCUCCCAUCAGAUGACCCCUGCGGGACGAGCGAGUCGGCGUGUCGAGAUCGACAGGGAUUCGAAGCGAUCACGGCCCUCCAUCGACAGCUGGACGACGACGACGACGGCGACGUGGACAUCGCCGAGAGCGACGAGUUUUUGAGGGAGGAGCUCCAGUAUCGUGGUGGUUCAUAUGAAAGGCGGCAACAAGCCUUCCAUCAAAAUGACAAGUACAUUUCAGUUUUGGAUCUCUGGGAGUCUUGGAUGCACUCAGAGGUCCGGAAUUGGACAGUGGAGCAGACAGUGGAAUGGCUCCGCUCAUUUGUCGAUCUUCCAAUGUAUUCACAGCAUUUCAUAGAAAAUGCCAUUGAUGGCAUGUCUCUCCCCAUCUUGGCAACAAAUGCAAGAUUCCUUUCUGAUGUGAUGCGGAUCAAGGAUCCCAUUCAUCGCCAGAAGAUUGCUCUUAAGGCAAUGGAUGUUGUCCUGUUUGGUGCCCCCAAAGAUCAGCAGCAUUUCUGGAAGGAGACAAUCUUGAGUGUGCUGCUAAUUUUGGCCUUGGGUGGCUACUAUUAUGCACACCGUGAGAAUGUGAGGGCAAAGACUCAUCUGAGGAAAGUGUUGAAGGACCUGGAAUCCUUGAGUCAUGCUGAGGAGACUCUCAAGGCAAUGCAUGCGCAGCUGAUCCAGGUACCUGAGAUCCAGGACAAUGACGAGUCUCAAGAGGAGCAACGGAAAGCCCUUGAGAAGCAGAUCCGCAAGGAGAUUAAGGCCAAGCUCUCUCUUGAGGGUGAAGGUGAGGAGUCCACGCUUGAGGAACAGGUUAUGCGCCUCCAAAUGGAGCUCUCUGUGGUGCGCCGUGAACUUGAGCGAGCUGAAACUGAACUCCAAGAUCGGUGUUGGUUUGCUCCUCCUCAACUUCAACACUGGCUUCAGCUCACAUAUGAAAUUGAGCUCAAAUAUUUCAAUGCCAAGAAGUGUGCUGCUGAGCGGCAGUUGACUGCUGCCAAGGAUGCUUGUGAGAAGUUGAAAAAGAAGAGGACAAACCUGGUUGGUGCCUUUGUAUCCACUCAUGGGAGGUCUCUGGAUGAUGUGGACCACACCAUUAUGCAAGCCAGGACGGCACUGGUGGAGGUGACGUAUGACUUGCAAGAGCGAACGAAUCGCUGGAAACAGGUUGAAAUGCUCUGUGGGUGCCCUAUCAUGAAUAACCCUGGGUUGCCUUAUCUUGAAGCCUUGCUCAGGGGUUUUGGUUCAGCCCACUUAUAUCAAGAUGGUGUGACCAAGGCAAAUGGAAGCCAGGACGAGGAUGAUGACAAUGUCUCUGUGUAUGCACCCUCUGCUGUGGGAACUGGGACAGGGAUUGGGAGCAAUGGUCUGACCCGCAAGACCUACCCAACACGUCAUCGCACCAAGAUGCUUCCAUCUCGUGACAGUGGGUCCUCUCUGAACUCUGAAGCAAGUUGUUCAAUGGGUCAAUACUCACUCCCACACAGCCAAACCAUGCCUUCAUUACCAUAUGCCCAAGGGGUUACCCAGACACAUUCCAAAUCCUCAGCAGCUCUGAAUAGGCUGAAGGACAAAGGUAGAGAGCUGUCACGAGAAUCAACUGCCAGUGAGGGACAAGUGUCACUUGCCUCUAAUGCCAAAGAUUACUCUUGCAACAAUGAUGAAAUUAAACCAAACUGCCCAUCAAAGGGAGCAGAUGGUUGUGAGCCACAGAUUCAGAAGAAGAGGACCACACAAAUGGUGAAGUCUUUCAGCCAGGAUGUUGAACCAACCACACAUAAUUCUCAGCAUGGAAAAUCCACUGAGAAUGAUGUGGCUAUGAAGGCAAAUUCUGAUUCUGCCUUGAAUCAUGCAAGUACUGAUUCAAAUCUGGACAGAGUAGAAGAGGAUGGUGGUAGCGACUCAACAUCUAUCAGCGAGGAUUCAGUGAAGAAGAGUGGAAAGAGCAGCAAGCGUGGGUUCUUGUUUCUGAGCAAGAAGAACAAAGUAAAAACAUGAGUGCUUGAUCCAGCCACAAGUUUUUACCAGUGCCAUCCCUGUUCCAAGUUGAGACAGAGGUCGGUUCUUUGAUAUGUGAUACACUGAAUGAGGGAAGCCAAUGGAGAAAGCAAAGAAAGAAAAAAAAAUUCAAUGAAAGACAUUCCUCCCUCUCUGUCUCCUUUGAAAAAGGUUCAAGCCUCCCCUGCUCCUUUCUCAAAGUUUUGAAUUCUUGUGUCCGUCCUUCUACUGCCUAUUUCACCUUAUGAGUUUUUUCUCCUGGAUGAUAUGAAGACUUAGGGCUUUUUUUUUUCAUCCCAUGAGCUUCUUCCCCUUACAGAGCAGAGAUAAUUUAUUGACCAUACCAGU
Messenger RNA from Darwinula stevensoni, 2367 nucleotides. The record is from the annotation of a GenBank genome assembly. Lineage: Eukaryota; Metazoa; Arthropoda; Ostracoda; Podocopida; Darwinulidae.